AAUGUAGAUCCGGCAGGUUGACGAAUGGUGCUGGUGAAAAAUCCGUCCCCGACGCGCGGCCCGAGCCCACAACGAGAAAAUGGGAGGAACGCGCGGUCGAAAGGACGAAGCGGUGGAGGACGAGGCUCGCGAGGAAACAGCCCCGGCGAGCAAACUGGUUCCCGAGGAAGUAGUCCAGGAAAGAGCGGUGGCUCCGUCAAGGGAAAGGGGAAAAGUGUACUGUUGCACUCGCAGGGUAACGAGAUCGGUAGCAUCGAAAGAUUAAUCGACGGUGAUAAGCGGAUAAUUGCGACCAAGCAUCUACUUCCAGAAAACAAUAUAAAUGUCGCCGUCAGAGUUCGUCCGCUCAGUAAUAAGGAAAUUAAAUCCGGUGACGAAAUGGCCGUGCAGUUUCCCGGCGAUGGACAGAUAUACUGCGACGCGGUUACGAGCAGUGGCGACAAAAAACCGAAGGUAUUCUCCUACAACGUCGUUUUCGAGCCAAAUGCCACGCAGGAGGAUAUUUUGCAGUACUCCGGUAUUAAAAAUCUCAUCGAAAUGGCGGUGGAAGGCUUCAGCUGCACCGUGUUUUGUUACGGACAGACCGGAAGUGGCAAAACGCAUACCCUGACUGGACCUCCGAGACUCUUCGAGAAAAUGGAUCCGUACUCGGAGGACCAUGGUCUGGUCUUCCGUUCCUUCGUCUACCUAUUCAAAGUCCUUCAAGAACACGAGAAGUGCAACUUUGUGCUGAAGGCUUCCUUCCUGGAAAUCUAUAACGAGAAGGUGAUAGAUCUCUUAAAUCCCGGCACUUCGAGGAAACCCCUAGCAGUUCGGUGGAGUAAAAAGACGCGUGGAUUCUUCGUCGAAAAUCUCUUCACGGUAGAAUGUGAGGAAUUGGACGAUCUUCUGGCGGUUCUCGAAGAAGGAAUGAAAAACAGAUCGAUUGGUACGCACAAUAUGAACGAAUAUUCCAGCAGAAGCCACUCGAUUUUGACUGUAAAUAUAACGUCUGAGCAGGCAAUGGAGAACGGUGUGUUCAUCUCGAAACAAGGCAAAAUUAAUUUCGUGGACCUUGCUGGAAGCGAAAUGACGAAGAAAACGCAGAGCGAGGGUAAGACUUUGGAGGAGGCGAACAAUAUUAACAAGAGUCUCAUGGUAUUAGGAUAUUGCAUUUCCUCUUUGAGCGAUGGAAAACGAAAAAGCGGCCAUAUCCCUUAUCGGGACAGUAAACUGACGAAGCUUCUGGCCGACAGUCUCGCCGGAAACGGCGUCUCGUUAAUGAUCGCCUGCGUUUCGCCAGCUCGUUCGAACGCCAGCGAGACAUUAAACACCUUGAGAUACGCCGCGAGAGCCAAGAAGAUCGCCACGAAGCCUAUAAUAGUGAUGGAUCCGCGCGAAGCUCUGAUUCUCAGCCUGAAGCGCGAAGUGGGGGCUCUUCAGACCGAAAACGAUCACUUAAGGAUGACUCUUCAUCUCAACAACGAAGCUCAAAAUAUGCUCCGCAGCGAAUCGAAAAGCGAAAGACUGAUACCCGUGACCCCGCCGCCGGUGGAUCUCGACAAACUGGCCGAGAUGGAGAGCUCGGAGCUGAGCCAGUUGAUCCAUGCGUACAUCACCGAGAACGAGGCGCUGCGACGCGAGAACGCGGAGCUCUAUGCCACGCGGGACCAGGUGAUACGGGACCAGGAACUCGUUUGCCGGGAAAACGAGAGGCUGCUCAGAAAACUGGAGGACGUGAACUCAGUGUGCUGCCGAUCGCCCAUAAUACCUGCGAGACCCUCGUAUUCGGCGGAAUUAUUGUUGAACGACAACAAUGAGGAUGUACCUGGUGCGACCAACGUCUGGACGAAUCCGAACGCCGCUCCCAGCCCGGUGUACUCCUUCUCUAAGCAUACGCUCAGCAGCGGAUUGUACAGAUCAGCCGGCAGUAUGCCAGAGAAGGUGCUGAAGGAGCUCGACAAGCGCAGAAUCGUCGGCAGUUACAAUAACAUUGCCGAAGCCUACAAGGAUAAGAGCAAUCACCGUCGGCACAAUUCGUGGGACAACAGCAACCGGCCUAUGAUCAGCCCGGAUCAGAGAAUCUCACCAGUGGAUAUAAAUCAUCAAGGUCAAAGAGCGACCUUGCGGCGCACCUCGACGGUCCCUGAGGAGGGCAAGCCUCGGCCGUCGUCGAGGUCGAGGUCGAACGACCUGCCCGCUGCGGACGGCCCCAUCACCACCAUCGCCACCACCACCACCACCACCGCCACCGCCACCACCACCACCACCACCACCGCUACCACCGCAACCGCCACCAAUGUCUCCGAGACGCACGCCGAGCAAUCUAACGGAUCGCCUGACUCGAUUCUAAGCGGUCCUCUCGAGGAGGGCAGUAAUUCCGCCCCCGACUCCGCGGACUCGGUCGCCCCCACGGUCCCGUUCCCGCCGAUAACGCACUCGCCCUCGUCGUUCGCGACGUCGAAGCCGGAACCGCGGAAGAGCCGGAAGUCGCAGUCGCGGACCAGUGGGAAGGACAGGAGGGACGACGGGGGAAGAAUCAAGGACGAGCAGCGGGCGUUCGGCAGCCCGGUCUCCGUCGACGACGACGACGACAACGACAACGCGCGACUUUGAGACCGCGAUCUCUCUCGCCGACAGGGGACAGCUAGAUCACGACAGGCAGACCGCGGUGCAGUUGCUCGCUCAUUCUCGAGGAAAACGCGACACGCAAAAUGAAAGGAAUGACAAUCUCUUUUUAUUCUAUGAGAAACAUCGAGUGAGACGUCUAUUUGUACACUUAAUCAUAUACGAUUACUCAUAAUAAUUGUAUCUGUAAAGUAUACACUCUCCUAUAUAUACACGCCCACGUCAGACGAAGUCUUUCUCUUAGUUCAUAUCAUCUCGGUCGAAGAUUGUUCUAAGGAGAAACGACGGGAAUUGUACAGAAUUAAAUAUAGAAUAAAUUAAUAAA
Molecule: messenger RNA, 2932 nt
Organism: Wasmannia auropunctata (little fire ant)
Lineage: Eukaryota; Metazoa; Arthropoda; Insecta; Hymenoptera; Formicidae
Gene: Klp54D
Product: kinesin-like protein KIF12
Exons: 15
Coding region: 25-2595 (856 amino acids)
Biological process (GO): microtubule-based movement
Molecular function (GO): ATP binding; microtubule motor activity; microtubule binding
Source: RefSeq, a predicted model, not a curated record